Molecule: messenger RNA, 2290 nt
Organism: Oncorhynchus masou masou (cherry salmon)
Lineage: Eukaryota; Metazoa; Chordata; Actinopteri; Salmoniformes; Salmonidae
Product: CCA tRNA nucleotidyltransferase 1, mitochondrial-like
Exons: 5
Coding region: 69-467 (132 amino acids)
Biological process (GO): tRNA 3'-terminal CCA addition; mitochondrial tRNA 3'-end processing
Cellular component (GO): mitochondrion
Molecular function (GO): tRNA binding; nucleotidyltransferase activity
Source: RefSeq, a predicted model, not a curated record
GUUGAAUAAGCAUGGUAUGGGAAUGUUUCUAAGACUCCCAAAGUCGUGAAAUUCUUCAUAUUUUGUUGAUGUGGGGGAGAAUCCUGAAUCCUGUGGUGAUGAGCAGAGUUCGUCUCACUUCGAGUUUCAGAAGUCUCCUUACCAUGCAGCUGAAGACUACAGAGGUACAGUCCUUACUCAGUGAUGGACUGAAUGGAAUAGCAGAGCUCUUUGAGAAGUACAAGUUUGAGCUGAGGAUAGCAGGGGGUGCAGUGCGGGACCUCGUCUGGAAAACGGCCAGAGGAUGUGGACUUGUGACCAUGGCAACACCAGAGGAUAUGAAGAGCAUGUUCCAGACUGCAGGGAUCAGGAGGAUCAACAAUAAAUGGGAGAAGCAUGGGACCAUCACUGCUCGACUUCACAAUGAGAACUUUGAGGUGACCACACUGCAGGUGGAUGUUCACUUACAGACUGGCAGAAAGACGUAGAGACCUCGCCAUAGAGACCUCUCCAUGUUUUUAGGUUUACCUGCAGAGGGCGACAUGGAGGAGAUGACGCGGGUCUGGCAGCACGUUAAGGACCAUUCUCCCAAGCCCAUGACUUCCUGGUCAAACACAGGCGAGACCUCCAUAAAUCGCAGGAAGAUCCAGACAGCAUGAAGCCCUACACUGACUAUAUCAUAGAUGUAAGCACAGCCAUUGCAUAACAAAAUUAGUUGAUGUGAUGAUACUAACUAUAUUUAGAAUUUUAUGACUGUCAAGAUGGUGUCCUUUUGGAAAGGAGUUUGCCAUGGAUGGCCUAACCUGACAGCAGCACAUGGUCUAGUAGAUAAUUUUAUGUAUAUUGUUUGCAGAGUUGAGAGGUGGAUGCUCAAAGUAAAGUGUGUCAGCUGCUUAAGUACCAGGGCGAGGACAAGUUACUGGUAGAGAUGAGCAGAUGGUCCACUCCUCGCUUCCCCGCGAGUAGGCACGACUUGAGGAAGAUGGGCAUCACCUCUGGCAAGGAGAUUGGCACUAUCCUACAGAACCUACGAGACGUGGGAAAAAAGAGAUGAACAAAGCCGAGCUGCUUAGUCAUGUCAAUAAGACAUGAUCCCAGUGUGUGCAGGGCUGGAAGGGGCUGAGUGUGUGUGUGCACGGCCCUUCUGCUGACUGAAAUCUGUUGAUUGCACUGGUUCACAGAACUGUAAACAUCUGCAACCAUCAGGCGUUACCCCCACACACGUCUUUGAGUGUUGGUUAUGAGAAUGAGAGAGAAACCCUACUUUUCUUUUUUUUACAGCGUUGAAAUGAACUAAUUUAUCCCAGUGCAGCACAUAGAGUUUGGAUAUUGUGCUCUCAGCUAAACAGCUGUCUAUGACAUUUUUUUUUUAGUUUGUAAUCAACCAGAGCCACUGCAAUCUCUCAGCAUCUGUGGCAGUAUAGAUACCGGGACCAUUUGUAUAUUGCCUGCCCUGAAAUGCCUUUGAGAUUGGGCAAUCUGGUGUUUAGUUUGGAUUCAGUCAAUAAGAGUAACUGAAAACUGGAUAGUUUGCCAAUUCUCAAUGGUGCUUGGUAAGAUUAGAGCAACGAAAGUCUAAUGAGUAAUGUGGGAUUGGUUUAAAUGUCCCAUAAUCAUAUCUCAGCAAGGCGGCCUUUGUGGGGCGAAAAAAAACAACGUUAAUCCAGGAAUUUUCCAUUUUGUUUUGAGAAUGACUCAUCAAAUGGCUUGAGGGUGAAAGCAGCUUGUGUACAGUGUGGCUUCUCCGGUGAAAUAUUUAGGCUUUUUAAUGAAGGUUUUGGGUGAUUCCUCAUGAAACCAGGACAAAAAAGACCAUGAUUUAGGAAGAAUUGUUGACAUAUAUUUGACAUUUGUAUCUAAAAGCAAAAAUGAGAAAUAAUGAAUCAAAGUUGGCAUAUUUCUUUUACCGUUAUGGAAUUACAAAGUUCCAGAGUGAGAUCUCUGAUACUGUUAAGAGUUAUGAUAAAUUAUAUACAGAGAAAAUGGCAUAGUAGGCAAUGUAACCAAUCCAAUCACUGGAUUACCUUUUACUUGCAUCAUUGCACAUCCUGCAAAUUACCAGCAAACGCAACCAUUUUGAAUCCAUUUUAACAUUCACUCUGCUUUUAAUGCUUACAAACGGGAUUAUAACUCUAGAAGUAGCAGAGAUCCCACUCUGGAACUUUGAAUUGCCUGCAGAGUAUAUUAUGGUCUACAAUAUAUACAGUGAGGAGAACAAGUAUUUGAUACACUGCCGGUUUUGCAGAUUUUGCUACUUACAAAGCAUGUAGACGUCUGUAAUUUUUAUCAUAGGUACGCUUCAACUGUGAGA